This is a messenger RNA of Onychostoma macrolepis, 1800 nucleotides long. RefSeq names its product GTPase IMAP family member 6-like. Bases 72 to 1604 code for a protein of 510 amino acids. The record is from RefSeq and is a predicted model, not a curated record. Lineage: Eukaryota; Metazoa; Chordata; Actinopteri; Cypriniformes; Cyprinidae. The transcript is spliced from 3 exons. Gene Ontology annotation, molecular function: GTP binding.
GUGAAAGUAGACAUUAUCACGUUGUAUAUUUCACUGCAAGGCCACAACAAGGAGAGAGAGAGAGAGAGAAAAUGUACAGAAGCGGCCAAAGUAUGGAAGACAUACAUAGAAAAUUAGCAAAUGAACAUUCAGAGUCUGAUGAAACACCUGAUUCACAGGAUCUGAGGAUUGUGUUAUUAGGAGUCUGUGGAGCUGGAAAGAGUGCAACAGCAAAUGCAAUACUGGGUCGAGAGGCAUUUAAAGAGAGCGGAACCAGAGAGAGUGAGAUGCAGAGAGGGAGAGUAGAAGACAGAAACAUCUCCAUCAUCGACACGCCAGGAUUCUUCAACACUCAACUGACUGAUGAAGAGCUGCAGGAGCAGAUGAUGAAGAGUUUGCAUCUCUCUCGUCCUGGUCCUCACAUGUUCCUGCUCGUCAUCAACCUGGAGACCUUCAGAGAGGAGCAGAGGAACAUUAAGGAGCAAAUUCAGAAGGUCUUUGGAGCACGAGCCAUGAAGUUUACAACGGUGCUGUUUAUUGGAAGAGAAAAAGUCUCCAGAAGAGAAUGGGUUGAAUUCAUUGAGAGUGAAAAUAUUGCAGAGCUGCUGAACUACUUUGAAAGAAGAUUUCAUGUGAUAAACAGCAAAAAUGAAUGUGAUCCCUACCAGAUCACAAUGCUCUUAAAGAGUAUUGAUGAAAUGGUUAAGAACAAUGGAGGACAAAACUACAGCAAUGAGAAGGAGGCUGCAGACCAGAAACAGAUGGAAAGACUGAUACAAGAGAUUGCUAGAGAAAGUUUGCAUACAAAGGCCGAUCUCAGGAUUGUGCUGUUGGGUAAAACUGGAACAGGAAAGAGUUCAGCAGGAAACACCAUCAUCGACAACUUUGUGUUUAAGACUGGUAUGUCAUCUAAGUCUAUUACUAAUCAGUGUCAAAAACAUCUGACAACAGUGGAGGGUAGAAACAUCUCAGUGAUCGACACUCCAGGACUGUUUGAUACGUCCAUGAGUAAAGAAAACCUGAAAGCUGAAAUAGUGAAGUGCGUCUACAUGUCUGCUCCUGGUCCUCAUGUAUUUCUGCUGGUCAUGAGACUGGACAUGAGAUACACAAAUGAAGAGAAAGACACAGUGAAAUGGAUUCAGGAGAACUUUGGAGAAGAAGCUUCUCGAUACACAAUCAUUCUGUUCACUAGAGGAGAUCAGCUGAAGGGAAAAACAUUAGAUGAUUAUAUCAGUGAAAAUAAUGAUCUCAAGGCUCUUGUUAAUAUGUGUGGUGACAGAUCUCAUUUAUUCAAUAAUGAAGACAUGAAGAAGCACUCUCAGGUCACUGAACUGCUGGAGAAGAUUGAGAAGAUGGUGAAGGAGAAUGGAGGACAGCACUACACUAACGAGAUGUAUAGAAAAGCUCAGGAAAAAAUUGAAUGGGAGGCUCAGAAACAAAGAGCAAAACGUUAUGGAAGAACAGCACUAGAAGUAAUAGGAGGGGGAGCAGUAGUAGUAGGAGCAGGAACAGUAGUAGGAGGAGCAGGAGCAGUAGCAGCAGCAGCAGCAGCAGCAGCAGGGCGAGCAGCAACAACAGUAGCAGCAGCAGUAAUAGGAGCAGCAAAAGCAGGCUUGAAACUGUAACGCACAGUUACUCUAAAUGACAAAAAAAGAAAAUAAAUAUCCUGCUGAUAGCUGCGUGGGGAGCACACCACGUGGCACAGUUGUGCUACCCGAGUUUGAGUCCUUUGCCAGUUCUGUCCUUCUCUCUCCUGCUUCGCUUCCUGUCAAAUGCUUUCCAGUCCAAAUAAAUGUCAAACAUUAAUAUGCUGUUUCUAAA